This is a messenger RNA of Lodderomyces pseudojiufengensis, 507 nucleotides long. It is a transcript of the gene DUO1, whose product is annotated as Duo1p. Gene Ontology annotation, biological process: mitotic cell cycle. The transcript has a single exon. Gene Ontology annotation, cellular component: DASH complex; mitotic spindle. The coding region runs from base 1 to 507 and encodes 168 amino acids. The record is from RefSeq and is a predicted model, not a curated record. Lineage: Eukaryota; Fungi; Ascomycota; Pichiomycetes; Serinales; Debaryomycetaceae.
AUGACAACACCACAAAGAAAUGCUCAAUCCGCAUCCACACGAGAUACAGCACUAACUCAAGAAUUAUCACAACUACGCAAAAUAAACAGCAUACUAUCGUCGUUUUCCACAACAAUCGAUAAAGUACAUAACGAUCUCAUAUUAUUUAAUAAUGGAACAUCAAAUGCAAUGAUAAUGAUGCAGAAAUGGAGUAAUAUAAUAUCACAAGCAAGUUUUACUCAAGAGAUGUUAAACAAUACGGAUUGGUUACCAGAAGAUGAAGAUGAAGAAAAUCAAGAUCAAGAAUAUUUUAAUGAAAUUAAUGAUAAAAAUGAUGAUGAUGAAAUAGAAUUAUUAUCAAGAAAACUUAUGAAUUAUGAAAGUGAAAAUUUAAUAUUAAAUAAAAAAAUUGAAAAAGAACUUGAAAAUAAAAAAGAAAAGAUGAAAAAAAUUGAAGAAAUUGCUAAUAAAAGGAAAAGAGAAUUAGGUUUAAUUGGUAAUAGAAAUAAAAUACCAAAACGAUGGUGA